UUGGGACUAAGAGUCUUCAUAGUCAAGAUUCAACGUUCCACUCAAGCCCUUUCAGUAUACGCUUCACCCAAAAAAAACUACACGCUGCAUAUCCAGGAAUCCCAGUUCAUUCAGAAAACUGUGGUUGGAGUCAAGGAAUAUAUGCACACGUCCAAUAAAACCAACAAUGAAAGUCUUAUAUUCAAGUAUUCUGCUCAUCAUUCUCCUUAUCUCAAGAUGUAAAGGGAUGACUUUAAUUAAAGGACAUGGUGAAUCAUUAACUGAUGAAGACUCUGCAGACCAUUCUGAGGUAUUGUUUCCUACCUCUGGGAACCUGUCUUUGUUGUUGGGGGAUAGUGAAAUUGUAUUACAAUCUGUUUCCAGAGCUACAGGUAUUACUGUUACAACAAAUGAAAUUGUAACAAUCCCCACAACACAGCCAUCUCUUAGUUCAACUGAAAGCCAAAUAUCAUUGCAACCUGCUUCUACGGAUUCAAUGGAUACUCGGUUUGAUGAGGAAAUGUUGUCACUCGCUACUCCAACAGCAUCACCCACCACACAUCUCACUGGCAAAAACCUGCAUGCUCACUUGACAGUUUCAUCUCCUACUCCUAUCAAGAGUGAAAUGCCAAAAUGGCACAGUUCAACAGUCAAAUCUUCUACUCGAGCAGAUGGUGGUAUAUUCUCCAAAUCUACCUCAACCAAUCUAUCCAUGGCCACACAGAGUGAAGUGUUAUCUGCAUCUACCCCAACUGAGCCACCAACAUUCACACAUAGUGAAGUGUUAUCCCAGUCUACCUCAGCGGAAAAUGGUACCUCCACUAACACUCCAAAUAGUCUUGGCGCAGCAGUGGGACCUUUGCCAAAUGUUUCUCUGCCCACAACGAUCCCAUCUGCUUAUUUUGAAUUUGCCAUCACACCUGGCUCUUCGGACAGGAUUUCACAUGAGAAUGCAUCUGAAAGAUAUCUUCUCACUCAAGAUCAGAGAGCAGCUUCUGUGCAGGAAACCACCAGCGUAUCACAGCAAAGCAACGCACUGGAACUUCGAGAGAGUAAGAUAAGAUCAACAGAAGCCACCCCAGAAAAUGUUGUGAAUACACCUCCAUCGGUUUUAAUAACUGCAGCUACCUGGUCUCUAACCACCUCAUGGCAAAAUGAAGAAAGUUUAAGUAAACCUCUAGAAGAACCACCAAUUCAAGAAAUCGUAAAAUCUGCAGGAAUUGAUCUUCUCAAGGAAUUCCAAGUAUCAUCAUCAGGAGAUGUUACAGAGGUGGAAGGAUCACAUCCCCUCAGCUCAGCUUUCCGUGUUACCCCGUCAGUGUAUCUGAGAAAGGAAACAGGAGCUGUGUAUCCAGGUGGAAUUCCUCCUGAAUAUUCAAUCAUUGCUACAUUCAAGAUGUUGGGAGACACUGCACAAAAUGUAUGGAAUUUAUGGGAGGUCAGUGACAUUGAUGGAAGAGAGCAAAUUGGCAUUCGUCUUUCUGGUAUCUCAAGAUCUUUGGACUUUUUCUACAGAACUACACCUAACACCGUCAUGUUUCAAACAUUUGCUGACGUGGAUAUGCUUUUUGAUGGUUCAUGGCACAAGUUAGCACUUAGUGUAAGUGGAAAGGAGAUCAAUUUGCUGAUUGACUGCAAGCAAGUCAACACUGUUCUGAUCAGCAAGCAAGAAACAAUUGAUGGAAAUAGUUACACAUCGAUAGCAAGAUGUCUGCUGAACGACGCAAUGGUUUCUCUUGACCUGCAACAACUGGAACUGCACAGUGAUCCAAGCAGAGUUCAUUUUGAAGGAUGCUGUGAGUUGUCACAUGUGUGUGGCCGGAGAGCAGAGAACAGUUUUACUGAGAAUCUACCGUUUUGCAAAUGUUCUUAUGGACAACUAGAAUACCUGGGUAGCACAGGUACACAGGAAGAGAAAGGGGAAAAGGGCACAGCUGGAGAGUCUGGAAGACCAGGGACUCAGGCUGCAAGAGGUAACACUGGUUCUUAUGGAAGAGUCGGAGUCACUGGACCAAGGGGUAUGGCUGGAAUUAAAGGGAACAAGGGAGUACAAGGAAGACCAGGCCAAAGAGGGUUAGAUGGCCCUAAAGGCUACAAAGGAUUACAAGGAGCCAUGGGAUUUAAGGGGAUUUCAGGAUCACCUGGACCAAGAGGGAAAAUAGAUCUAAAAGGUGAAAAGGGGAACAGAGGUACGUCAGGUCACGAAGGUAUAUGGGGAUUACGGGGAGUGAAGGGUGAUAAAGGACUUCCUGGUAGUGAAGGAAGACCUGGUGUGGAAGGACCAAGGGGUCUCAGAGGUGAUCCAGGGUUUCCUGGUCUGAAAGGUACUAAAGGAGAACUUGGCGUUCCAGGAGUUUAUGGGCCAAAGGGAGAUUCUGGGUAUAAGGGGAUACUUGGAAAUCCAGGGCAACCAGGAAGAGAUGGGGACCCAGGCAUUGAGGCAUAUCAGGGUCAACAGGGACCAAAAGGACAAAAAGGCAUUAUUGGAUCCAAGGGAGAGAAAGGACUUCCAGGACCUCGAGGUCAUGAAGGUCACAUAGGAAAACAUGGACCAAAAGGCCAUAAAGGUAAUGCAGGAAUACCUGGAUGGCAUGGGAUUGUUGGAUAUCCUGGAAACCAAGGUCAUGUAGGAUACCCAGGAGCAAGUGGAUUAAAGGGGGAUAAAGGUGCUGAUGGAAUACUGGGUUCUGAAGGUCUAAAGGGUGGAAAAGGAGGAAAAGGACCAAAAGGAGAACCAGGUGGUGGAGGUGAUUCUGGACUUGUGGGUCUCAAGGGUAAAAGAGGACCUCCUGGAAAACCAGGCUGUAGGGGUUCACUUGGAGAACGUGGUAUUGCUGGUGAAACGGGCUUCCCUGGAUUUUCUGGACCUGCUGGACCUCCAGGUCCUGUUCUACCCGCCAGUCAUGUGAUUGAGGUCUGCAAAAGACUUGUUCUUGAACAGAUGUCGCUAUAUACAAGUAUGGUGCGAAGGAAAUGUAUCAACGCAUGCCCUCUUUAUGGAGAUGUUUCCACAGGACCUCCUGGACCAGUUGGUGAAAAAGGACAACCUGGGAAAUCUGGUAGGCCAGGAAUCAAUGGAAGGGAUGGAGAACAAGGACCAGAAGGAUUCACUGGAGAACUGGGUGAUCCAGGAUUGCAAGGGUUGAAGGGGGAACAUGGAGUCCUUGGUGACAAAGGCUCUCAAGGUAUUGGACACCCUGGUUUUAUAGGAGCACAGGGCUCAAGAGGUGACCAUGGAAAGCCUGGAUCAAGCAUACCUGGACAAUCAGGGCAACAAGGUCAACGAGGUCACACAGGGCAACAAGGUUUACCAGGAUAUCCAGGACGUUUGGGAACUCCAGGUGUCUGCAGGCCAACAGUAUGCAACUAAAAUGCUGACAACCCUGAGCAACAACACAUUCCACUUCUAAAAAAAUUACACUAUUAUUGAAGAAUAUGUGUAAAUAAUAAUGACUUUUUUGAAGCACCUAUAUGAAUAAAUAUAUUUAAACAGUUUGCAUAAA
Amblyraja radiata (thorny skate) is the source of this 3482-nucleotide messenger RNA. Its product is annotated as collagen alpha-1(IX) chain. The transcript has 28 exons. The coding region runs from base 167 to 3349 and encodes 1060 amino acids. The record is from RefSeq and is a predicted model, not a curated record. Lineage: Eukaryota; Metazoa; Chordata; Chondrichthyes; Rajiformes; Rajidae.